This is a messenger RNA of Diuraphis noxia (Russian wheat aphid), 1286 nucleotides long. RefSeq lists its product as uncharacterized. The record is from RefSeq and is a predicted model, not a curated record. NCBI's taxonomy places the organism in Eukaryota, Metazoa, Arthropoda, Insecta, Hemiptera, Aphididae.
AUGUCCAAUGUCAAUGCGCUCAGAGCAUUAGGACAACCCAUAGAGUCUUGGGACGCAUGGUUGGUCACACUCAUUUGCAGUCGUUUGGAUAGUGCCACAGUGGGGGAGUGGCAACUUCAAUACAAUAAAAAAGAAUUACCAGUGUUUUCUGAAGUUGAGGCAUUUUUACUCAAUCGCAUUGCAGCUUAUCAGGCAGGAGAAAUGAAUGUUGUAUCUACCAUAGAAAAGAAAGCUGUUGGAAGAGUGUAUAAUCCUAAGUUGCARGAAAAAAAGGCCUUCCUUGUAGCACCAGCUCRAAAACCAAUUUAUACAAUUAAAUGUAUUUUGUGCAAUGAAGGUUACAGAUUGUACCUGUGUAAACGAUUCGAUAARUUACCUGUUCAUGAGCGACGUGAUGUUGUCAUGAAAAAUCAUUUAUGUUUUAAAUGUUUAAAUGUUAAUCAUCAAGCAAGGUUCUGCAAAUUUUCAAACUGCUCUAAGUGUGGAAAAAAACAUAAUAUUAAAUUGCAUUUGGAAGAGAGUGACGGAUCCACCACGUCUGACCAAGAUGAUGCAUCUGGUACACUUGAGCAGCCACUGUGUAACGCUGAARGUUUAGCACAAGUAAUGCACGCAUCUGGUGACUCGGUAAUGUUAGCCACUGCUAUUGUGCUUAUUAAUGAUAUAACAGGUGUAUCUAAGCGUUGUAGAGCACUGCUGGAUUCAGGGUCACAGAUCAACUUCAUCACUGACGCUUGUGCUCAAUCUCUUAAAUUACCAAGAACAAACUGUCAUCUACCAAUUGUUGGAAUAAAUUCAAGGCGUUCAAUGGCUCAAAAAUUGGAACCUGUGUUAAUGUCUUCACGGUUUGAAAAUUUUAGCACUCUAAUAGAUUUACAUGUACUUCCAUCCAUCUCAAAUACAUUACCGACACGGCCCUUAAAACUAGAUCAUUUUAAAAUUCCAGAAAAAGUGARAGAUCAAUUGGCAGAUCCCAGUUGUGGAGAUCCUGGAGACAUACAAUUAUUGCUUGGUGCAGAGGUGUUUUAUACUCUAUUUAGUGGUGAAAGGUUUGAAAUUGAAAAUAGUUUAAUAUUUCAUAAUACGGUACUCGGAUGGGUUCUUACCGGCAAGGUAUCUGAUAAUCAGUUUAAUCAUAUCAAAACAUGUAUGCAUGCUUGCUUCAGUGAAGGAAGAGUUGAACCAGCAUUGKCAUUAUUUGUCACUAAAUCAAGAAGUCGUCGGAUUGAUGAACAGAAGGUGGAAAAAUAUUUCAAUGAUACUCAUUACAGGGAUGACUCUGGAAG